This is a messenger RNA of Cuscuta europaea, 1955 nucleotides long. The record is from the annotation of a GenBank genome assembly. NCBI's taxonomy places the organism in Eukaryota, Viridiplantae, Streptophyta, Magnoliopsida, Solanales, Convolvulaceae.
GAGAUAGAGUAUUUACUCAAGAUGAUGCAUUGCUUUGAUUUUGUUCUAAAUUUGCAUAUGAUGAAAUUUAUUUUGGGAAUAUCAAAUGAGUUGUCUCAUGCUUUACAAAGGCGUGACCAAGAUAUUGUCAAUGCAAUGGAUCUUGUUAGAGUUUGCAGGUACAGACUUCAAGCUUCUAGAGAUGACAGAUGGGAUUCAUUGUUUGAGGAGGUUUGUAAUUUUUGUGAUCAACAUUCUAUUGAUAUCCCAAACAUGAAUGACACAUUCAUCCGUUUUGAUUCUCGAGGUCGCCCUGUACGUAAAGGACCAACUCUUACUAAUUUGCAUCACUAUCGCUAUGAUCUAUUUUGUGAUGUGAUUGAUUUGCAACUGCAAGAGUUGGGUGAUCGCUUCUCAGAAGCUAGUACAGAGUUGCUACUAUGCAUUGCUUGCUUAUCUUCACGAGAUUCAUUUUCUGCUUUUGAGAAGAAGAAAUUGCUUAGAUUGGCCGAGUUUUAUCCCCGGGAUUUUUCACCAUUAGAUGUUUGUAUUCUCACUGAUCAACUUGAAAGUUAUAUCUUUGAUGUGCGCUCUAAUGCUUUAUUUAAGGAGCUCAAUGGACUUGGUGACCUUGCAGAGAAGUUGGUAAAAACUAAGAAGCACAAGGUGUUUCCUUAGUUUACAAGUUGUUGACAUUGGCAUUGAUUCUUCCUGUUGCAACCGCUAAUGUUGAAAGAGUAUUUUCAGCAAUGAAUAUCGUGAAAGAUAGGUUGAGCAACUGGAUGAGUGACGACUGGCUCGAUUAUAGACUUAUUGUUUAUGUGGAAAAAGACAUCUUCUUGAAAAUUGACAAUGAUGUCAUUAUCAAACGAUAUCAAUCGAUGAAAACCCGUAGAGAACAGUUGUAAAAUUAUGGUGUUUUUGUAUUUGACUUUAAUGCAAAUUUUUAUUCCUAUAAUCUUUAUUUUUGUUUUUGAUUUUGUUGCUAGAAUAAAUAUUUUUUUGAAUAUUCAUUUUUAAUUACAUUUUGGCCCCACCUGGAUGACAAAGCUAGAUCCGCCCCUGCCUUUGACACACCCUUUAAAUACCCUCAUUUUAAUUUCAUAUUUCUUUACCCACUUUUCCUCUUUUCUUUUACCGCAGCCCCCUUCCCCCUUUCUUCCACCUUUAUAAAUCAGGUGGAAUGCAUAGCAUCAUCUAUAAAUCAUUUUCCUAAACCAAAUAUAACUCUAAAUGUAAAAAGCACAUGAAGUAACAAUACACUGGCCAAGGGUGCAAAAAAUUAACAUGUUAUGCAAAAGAUCCAAUAAAGAUACCCAUGUUGACCGUAAUAAAUAACAAACCUAGCAAAUUCAUAACAAUCAAAUAAAAUAGUGAAUAAAGAGUCAUUAUAUCAUAUUAAAUAGGAAAUCCAGAAAAAUACAAUUUAAGACACAUUGAACAUUGAGGUACAAAAAAUGAAAAAAAAGUCUUAAAUUUGAACAAAGAAUUCUUUGGUUAAUUUCAACAAACAUAUUAUGGGCAUAAAAUGAAGUAGAGCAAUUAUGCAAAAUUUUCAAUUAAUUAACACAUCAAAUCCAUUACAAUAAAACGAAUUAAUCAAUUAGUUAAUGUUAUAACAUACAUAAUAUACAUAAAAUCAAACAAAAAUGCACAUGAAGAAAAAUCGAAAUAUAGAUGGAGAGCUCAUAGAGGAAUGGUUUGAGAAGAGUGGAUACCUUGGAGAUGAAUAAGUCUGUGGAAACUAGAUGGAGAGCUCUUAAAUAGAGAGACCCUCAAAGAAUAGAGACUGAGAGAGAGGUUUUAAAAUGAAGAAAAUAGGAAGAAGGAGAUUGGGGGCUGGGGGAAUAGAAAGGGGCGCAGACAGAGACGAAGAGGAGAGAAAGGUGGAAGAAAGGGGGAAGGGGGCUGCGGUAAAAGAAAAGGGCGCAGGGAGGGGUGGAGGGGGAGAGAAAUAUGAAAUUAAAAUGAGGAUA